AUGAAACAAGUUGUGUUCAGUCUCCUGGUUUUCACAAACAUCCUUUCUAACAAGUACAUGGUGAAGACCUGCAGUAAGGAUGGCUUCCAUAUCCGCAUACAUCUGCAUCCCUUCCAUGUUAUCCAUAUCAACAAAAUGUUAUCCUGCGCUGGGGCUGAUAGGCUCCAGACCGGAAUGCGUGGCACUUUUGGCAUGCCUCUUGGUACCAUGGCCCGUGUGCACAUUGGUCAGGUGAUCAUGUCUGUGCAUACCAAGGCACAGAACAAGAGGCAUACGGUUGAGGCUCUCCGCAGAGCCAAGUUCGAGUUCCCUGGAUGCCAGAAGAUCCACAUCUCCAAGAAGUAUGGCUUCACCAAAUAUAAUGCCUGCGACUUUGGUGGGAUGAUGGCCGAGAAGCAUCUGAUUCUCGAUGGCAGUGGGGUGAAGUACAUCCCCAACAGAGGCCCUCUGAACUGCUGGAAGGCCCUACAUGCCAACUACAGCCACUGCCUGCUCAAAACUACAGACCGCCAUACUCUGGUGGCCCACAAGGCACAGUGGCGUCUGAGAGAAGCAAGGUGA
Messenger RNA from Lampris incognitus (smalleye Pacific opah), 561 nucleotides. RefSeq names its product 60S ribosomal protein L10-like. Gene Ontology annotation, cellular component: cytosolic large ribosomal subunit; ribosome. NCBI's taxonomy places the organism in Eukaryota, Metazoa, Chordata, Actinopteri, Lampriformes, Lampridae. Gene Ontology annotation, molecular function: structural constituent of ribosome. Gene Ontology annotation, biological process: translation; ribosomal large subunit assembly. Bases 1 to 561 code for a protein of 186 amino acids. The transcript is spliced from 3 exons. The record is from RefSeq and is a predicted model, not a curated record.